This is a messenger RNA of Oldenlandia corymbosa var. corymbosa, 564 nucleotides long. The record is from the annotation of a GenBank genome assembly. NCBI's taxonomy places the organism in Eukaryota, Viridiplantae, Streptophyta, Magnoliopsida, Gentianales, Rubiaceae.
AUGGUGCUGGUGUUGGCAAUUGGGGAUCUUCACAUCCCAAAUAGAGCACCUGACCUUCCAGCCAAGUUCAAGUCCAUGCUUGUGCCCGGCAAAAUUCAACACAUCAUUUGCACUGGCAAUCUCUGCGACAAAGAAGUUCAUGAUUACUUGAGAAACUUGUGCCCGAGUUUGCACAUUACUCGGGGUGAGUACGAUGAAGAUUCCCGAUACCCAGAGACAAAAACACUCACCAUUGGACAAUUUAAGCUCGGGUUAUGCCAUGGUCACCAGGUUGUCCCUUGGGGAGAUCUUGAUUCUCUCGCUAUGCUUCAGAGACAGCUAGAUGUAGAUAUUCUUGUUACUGGUCAUACUCACCAGUUCAAGGCCUAUAAACAUGAGGCUGGAGUAGUCAUAAAUCCUGGAUCUGCAACGGGUGCCUAUAGCAGUAUCACCUAUGAUGUCAACCCAAGCUUCGUCCUCAUGGAUGUUGAUGGCCUACGUGUUGUGGUGUAUGUCUAUGAACUCGUUGAUGGAGAGGUGAAGGUCGACAAGAUAGACUUCAAGAAGACGAGUACAUCACCAUGA